CUCUAAUCCGAAUAUCUUCUAGGGUUUUAGAACUAUAUAAUUUUAUCUCGCUCAAAGUCGGCGCACAAUCGCGCAGGGAGUCCGAUACUUCAUCAAAGGUACAUUUGAGAUUCAAAAGUCUUUUAACUACCUGAGCAAAAAUGUCUGGUGAGGAAGUUGUUGUUGAGGCUCCGACCCCAGUUCCAGUUCCAGCUAUCGGUGAGCCGAUGGAUAUUAUGACAGGUUUGCAGCUUGUUUUAAGAAAAUCUCUAGCACAUGGUGGGCUAGCUCGUGGUCUUCAUGAAGGUGCAAAGGUUGUUGAGAAGCAUCAUGCCCAGCUUUGUGUAUUAGCUGAGGAUUGCAACCAACCAGAUUAUGUAAAGCUUGUGAAAGCUCUUUGUGCAGACCAUAAUGUCAGCUUGAUCACAGUCCCUAGUGCUAAGACCCUUGGAGAGUGGGUUGGUUUGUGCAAGAUCGAUUCUGAGGGAAAGGCAAGAAAAGUUGUCGGUUGCUCAUGCGCUGUUGUUAAGGAUUAUGGUGAGGAAAGUGCAGGUUUAACUGUUGUUCAAGAAUAUCUCAAGAACCAUUAAGCAAGAGACCAGACAUAGAUGUUGUCAAGUAAUUUGGCUAUGUUGGAUUCUUUCUAUUAAAUUUUCCUAGAUUGCUGACAAUUUUGAUUUUAGGUAAAUUUUUGCUGCUUGUUUCUGUUGUAAGAAAGAAUUGAAGAAGGCAGAAUUAUGUACUUUUUAAAAGUUAAUUUGUUGAGCCUUUAAUUGCCU
Impatiens glandulifera is the source of this 758-nucleotide messenger RNA. Its product is annotated as 40S ribosomal protein S12-like. Gene Ontology annotation, molecular function: structural constituent of ribosome. Lineage: Eukaryota; Viridiplantae; Streptophyta; Magnoliopsida; Ericales; Balsaminaceae. The transcript has 5 exons. Gene Ontology annotation, biological process: translation. The record is from RefSeq and is a predicted model, not a curated record. Gene Ontology annotation, cellular component: cytosolic small ribosomal subunit; ribosome. The coding region runs from base 141 to 569 and encodes 142 amino acids.